CCCAUGCAUGCAAAGAGAUGGCAGAUCCAAGGGGGAAACAACCUACAAAACUGCAUUUACAGGCGCCACGCUGAAGAUCUUAGCUGCAAAUCACCAAGUCGAGGAAGGAGACUCCGAACAGACCUGAAAACAGAGGGAUAUCAAACUCUGAUCCAAAUUCGGAAUCACUAAGGCGAAGAUUCGAGGGGCAGAGAGGGCAGAGAGAGAGGGAGACCUCAAAAACUGCAUGAUUGAAUAGUAAUGGAAAUCGGAAUCAAAUUGGGGAAAUUUCCUUUUU
Messenger RNA from Linum tenue, 277 nucleotides. NCBI's taxonomy places the organism in Eukaryota, Viridiplantae, Streptophyta, Magnoliopsida, Malpighiales, Linaceae. The record is from the annotation of a GenBank genome assembly.